Molecule: messenger RNA, 1441 nt
Organism: Neomonachus schauinslandi (Hawaiian monk seal)
Lineage: Eukaryota; Metazoa; Chordata; Mammalia; Carnivora; Phocidae
Gene: NDUFA10
Product: NADH:ubiquinone oxidoreductase subunit A10
Exons: 10
Coding region: 74-1141 (355 amino acids)
Biological process (GO): mitochondrial electron transport, NADH to ubiquinone
Cellular component (GO): cytoplasm
Source: RefSeq, a predicted model, not a curated record
CGCCGGCCGCGGAAGAGGACCCCGUCGCGACCGCGUCCGCUCGGGUCCUUGAGCCGGUGCCGACCGCGGAGCAAUGGCCUUGAGGCUGCUGAGAGUGGUCCCAGCGUCGGCGUCGGCGCAGGGCCUGGCGGUGGUCGCCCAGCGCGUGGGAAGAAUUCAUACAAGUGUACAGUGCAAGCUACGGUAUGGCCCUUUGGCGUACAUACUCGGCGAAAGAACAACCAAAAGAUUCACAGAACGCAGCAAAGUGAUAACUGUAGAUGGCAAUAUAUGUUCUGGAAAAGGCAAGCUCGCGAAAGAAAUAGCAGAGAAAUUAGGCUUAAAGCACUUCCCGGAGGCAGGGGUGCAUUACGCAGACAGCACUACGGGAGAUGGGAGGGCCCUGGACAUAGAGCUCAGUGGCAGCUGCAGCGUGGAGAAGUUCUACGACGACCCGAAGAGUAAUGACGGCAACAGCUACCGCCUGCAGUCCUGGCUGUACGCCAGCCGCCUCCUGCAGUACGCGGACGCCUUGGAGCACCUGCUGAGCACGGGACAAGGUGUUGUAUUGGAGCGCUCCAUCUUCAGCGACUUUGUUUUCUUGGAGGCGAUGUAUAACCAGGGAUUCAUCCGGAAGCAGUGUGUGGACCACUACAACGAGGUGAAGAAGGUCACCAUCAGGGAAUAUCUGCCUCCUCACGUGGUGAUCUACAUCGACACGCCCGUUCCAGAGAUCCAGAGUCGGAUUCAGAAGAAAGGAAAUCCACAUGAAAUGAAGAUCAGCUCCGCCUAUCUGCAGGACAUCGAGAACUCCUAUAAGAAAACCUUCCUGCCGGAGAUGAGUGUGAAAUGUGAGGUUUUACAGUAUAGUGCAGGGGAAGCUCAAGAUGCAGAAAAGGUGGUAGAGGAUAUUGAAUACCUCAAGUACGACAAAGGGCCGUGGCUCGAGCAGGAUGACCGUACUCUUCACCAUCUGCGGAUGCUGGUUCAGAAUAAGCUGGAGGUGCUGAAUUACACAACCAUUCCUAUCUAUGUCCCGGAAGUCACGAUCGGAGCUCACCAGAGUGACCGCGUCUUCCAGAAAUUCAUAGAGCUGCCGGGCCGCAAGUACUGCCCCGGGUACAACGCGGACGUGGGCGACAAGUGGAUCUGGCUGAAGUGACGGGCCGUCCUCCACGGUCUGCAUCCCGAUGGCGAGGACACUUCCCGUCUGCCCCGCUCCUGUGGACUCCGUGCUUUACAGUGUGAGGUUGGAGGAGGUAAACAGCCCGAGAACGGCACCAUGGGAGAAUCGGCCUGGCCGGGAGCAGGCUGCCCUGUAGAGUAGCUGGCGAGGGACGGGGCUUCUUGGCUUAGGAGGCUUUGCGGCCUUCUGGCUUUAUUUGGCAAUGAUCCAUAAUUAUCACUGGGAAGAAAAAUCUGCUAUUAAAAGACCAGAUAUUACUGGAAGAAUUUCGUUUCA